This is a messenger RNA of Solanum dulcamara, 591 nucleotides long. RefSeq names its product glutaredoxin. The transcript is spliced from 4 exons. The record is from RefSeq and is a predicted model, not a curated record. Gene Ontology annotation, cellular component: cytoplasm. Bases 106 to 432 code for a protein of 108 amino acids. Gene Ontology annotation, biological process: cellular response to oxidative stress. NCBI's taxonomy places the organism in Eukaryota, Viridiplantae, Streptophyta, Magnoliopsida, Solanales, Solanaceae. Gene Ontology annotation, molecular function: glutathione disulfide oxidoreductase activity.
GUCAGCUUCUAUAAAUUGAGUUUUUUGAAGGCAUUGUUAACAAAAUAAAUAAACUAGGAACAUUCCUGGCUAAUCUAGGGUUUUGAAAAAACAAAUCGAUUGAAGAUGUCACUUGCCAAGGCUAAGGAAAUCGUUUCUGGCAAUCCAGUUGUGGUCUUCAGCAAGACGUACUGUCCCUUCUGCGUUAGCGUCAAGGAUUUGUUGUCUAAGCUUGGUUCAUCUUUCAAGGCUGUUGAGUUAGAUUCUGAAAAGGAUGGAAGUGAGAUCCAGGCAGCAUUGGCUGAGUGGACUGGUCAGCGAACUGUGCCAAACGUCUUCAUCGGCGGGAAGCACAUUGGUGGCUGUGACGCCACAACUGCCUUGCACAGGGAUGGGAAGCUUGUUCCUCUGCUAACUGAGGCUGGAGCACUUGCUAAAACUGCUACAGCUUAGAGGAUAAGAUAAUCGGUUGUUUAAUGAAUCAAUCUCGGGAACUUAUCUCCCAUAAAUAAAGUAAUUGAUGUUUUCUGUAGUUGAGUGGUUAUGUGAAUGAUGUUUGAUGCUUCAAAGAAAGUUGAACGAGUAAUAGUGCAUAAGAAAAUUUCCCUUGAA